This is a messenger RNA of Xenopus tropicalis (tropical clawed frog), 4202 nucleotides long. RefSeq lists its product as uncharacterized. Bases 2446 to 3342 code for a protein of 298 amino acids. The record is from RefSeq and is a predicted model, not a curated record. Lineage: Eukaryota; Metazoa; Chordata; Amphibia; Anura; Pipidae. The transcript is spliced from 2 exons. Gene Ontology annotation, cellular component: nucleus. Gene Ontology annotation, biological process: DNA-templated transcription; regulation of DNA-templated transcription. Gene Ontology annotation, molecular function: DNA binding.
UUAUCGUAUAGUUGAUGGUGUACGAACGAUCGUCGGCCCACUAAACGAGCCGACAUUAUCGUCCCCAAAAUUCGAUCGGGCAGGAUUAAAAAUUUUGGUCAUUUAACGAUAAAAUCUGCCAGUUGUGAGUGUCAGACAAUUGUCUUUCAACGAUUGUUCUCUGCGCAUGUCACGAUUGCCAGCAGCGGAAGUCAACGAAACGAAGAUAAACGGAACAACACGAACGUGCAAGAACGUUCGUUCUUUGCAGAACCUAAUCGCUUUUAUACGAAAACUUCAUGAUUUUUUUUAUAUUAAAAUAAAACAUAAAUAAAAAUAAAACAGCAUUGUAUUCCAAAAAAUGCUGGCAACACUGGUAGAGUAUGGUGUGACACACAUAGAGCCUACAGCAGACAAUGGUGUGGCUACAGGCUGCUUUAUGUGGAUGCUGCAUACUAAUGUAGGGGGAUCACAGGGACUUCAGGUGUGAAUAUUGCAGGGGCUCCAGCCAAAACCUGUUGUGUGGACAAUACAGGCACCAUUAAUCUCAUAAUCUCUUCACUGAAACUGAAUAUAAUAGUGAAUUAUAAUGUCUUUAUUACAAUACUUUACUGAUGGUAUUUGUAAUAUGGUAAUUAAAGUAGACAGGCUGUAUAGACAAUACAGGUGAGGGGUAAAACACCUGUGAGGGCCGCCAGUUGUGGAGCAGUGUAGACAUGUAGACAUAUGUUCAUGAUGUUAUUAUGUGGUGAUUAGAAAUGAAAAUAAAUGACAAGAAGACCCAUUUGUUUUGAAAUAUAUAUAUUUCAAAUAUUUAUUUGAAAUAGUAUUGUAUUUAAGAAAAACAUAUAAAAUUGGAAGAGAACGCAAUUGCAUUUUGAAAACAUCUGAAAAUACUAGCAACACUUGUUUUUGAAGAAGAAGCACAAGAAGAACAAGACUAUUCACCAGUAUUGCAAACCUUUUGGCAUAUCAGAUAGUAACUGCAAUUUGAGUUUUGUAUUUAACAAAAACAUAUAAAAUUGGAAGAGAACACAAUCGCAUUUUGAAAACAUCUGAAAAUACUAGCAACACUUGUUUUUGAAGAAGAAGCACAAGAAGAACAAGACUAUUCACCAUUAUUGCAAACCUUUUGGCAUAUGCUUUCAAGUGUUGUUUCUAUUACUUUGACAGAUUGUUUUAUGGUUGCCAACAGCAUUUUGCAUUUUUUUUUUAUAUCUUCCACAACAUUGGGAUUGUUAGGAUCUGGCCCUUGGUUGGUUUCUGUAUUGGAAAUCUCCGUUGAAGUCUCAAGGUCUGGCUGUUCCGCAAUACAAAAAGGUACAACACAUUUUGCGCUGUCAUACUUUCUUCUGUGAAAUAAUGUGAAAAAUAGUAUUAUAAUGUAAAAAAUAGUAUUGGUGAUUUUUGGCUAGCCUGCUUGGUAGUAAUCAAAUGCAAAGUAAUGUAAACCUACCUGUACUGCUAACUAGGAUGCACGGGCUGCUAGGUGCAGUGUCACAGAAUGUUUCCUCAUGGAUUUCUUUAACGUCUGAGGUACAGCUGGAUUGUGACUCGAUGUCUGGCUCAUUUCUUUCUAUUUCCUGCCUUUCUAUUCCCUUGUAUUCUAUUUCCUGGCUCUUACGACCAUGCUCAUCAGACUCAUUAUGGUCCGUCUCUACAUCAUCAUCCUUCUCACUGGCACCAGGCUCCGGAAUCUGAGGCUUCCGAACAGAAGAAGAGGCACACCGUCUAUGAUUGCGAUGGGUUUGCAGCAAUUUUUUACGCUUGUCUUCUGCAAAAACAAAUUGAUUUGAACAUCACCAUAAUUCAACAUACUGUUGGGGUACAUGUUGCAGAGAAAAUAAUAAUGUAUAAUACUAAAGCCUAAUGCUUUCCAGUUGGUCUCUUUCUCUCAGUUUUAAAUCUGACCACCUUUUGCGGAGCUGAUCUUUCGAUCUGCUAACGCCAAACUUCCUCUCAAGCCCGUGGAUUACUAUAUCCAGGAUAUGAUUUUUCCUUGUAUUGGGUCUGGAAUACUCUCCACUUUUACAAUCGUAAUCAUUUUUUUCCAUAAUGGAUACCAUAUGCACCAUCUCCUGUUUGGACAUAGCUGUAGCCUUUCUCCUGCCACCGUCAUCCUCAGCAGUAGGCCUUCUGUUCCCCCCAUCUUUCACACCUGCAUCUCUCCUUUCAUCAGUAUUUUCCAUUCUCUUAGCUUUUGACUUGCUUUUCUCACCUCGCACCUUCAUGUCUCCACAAUACUGCGCCCGUCUGUCUGACGUCGCAAACGGAAGUAGGCGGAGCCUGUUAAAAAAAAAACUACGAUAAAUACGAUCGUUCGUUCCAGUGUUGCCUAGCAACGAACAGACGGGUAACAGUCGUGGAAACCUGGAAGAAUCUAUUCGUUUCAUCACAAAUUUUUGGCCACAAGCUACUCAUCAGUUGGUAAGCAGUACUACUUUACUACAACCAAAUGCAAUAUUUAUGUUGGUAUUUAUUGCUUAUUUGUUUUUUGACUCAUGCUCCCCCUGUUUCCCACAGGUAACUAUGGAAAAAUUUUCAAACCCCGAGUUCCUGAGAAAAUUUAUUGAGAUGUACCAGUCUUUUCCAUGUUUGUGGAAAGUUAAAUCGGGGGACUACAUGAACAGGAUCAAGCGUGACAAGGCAUAUGCAGAAUUGAUAAGCCUCUGCAAAUCUGUUUGCUCGUCAGCUGAUGUUCAGUUUGUAAAGACGAAGAUAGCAAAUUUAAGGACUGUUUUUAAAAAAGAACUAAACAAAGUACAGGCCUCAAAAAAAUCAGGUGCCUCUGCGGAUGACAUCUAUUUGCCAAAAUUGUGGUACUAUGAUCUGCUAGUGUUCACAGUGGAUCAAGAGGUGGCAAGGGACUCCAGGUCCAACUUUUCAAGUCAGGGCGUGGAAAAACAACAAUCAACUGAGGCUAGCCCAGCAGAGGAUGUGACAGAUGUGGAAGCACAGAGUAGCAGAGCUGCAGAUAUAGAAGUAGAGGACCAAACAGAACAUCUGGCCCAGAUUCCACAGAGCAGUACUUUGAUAGAAGAAGGUAGUCAACAUGAAAUGGCAGGUGCAAAGGGUACACAGGGUAGAAACAGAAAAAGAAAACACAAUCCCUCCACACAACAGCUGUUACAUGAUGCAGAAGCCUUACUUAACAGAAAGUCUGAUGAGUUUGACGCCAUCGGGUUUACAGUUGCGUCCAAACUCAGGAGGAUGGACGAAGAGCAGCGGCAAUUUGCCGAAUAUAUCAUUAAUGAAGCACUGCAUAGAGGGUUUAGGAAAACACUUUGUGAAAGCACAAGACUCACAGACUACACCACUACUGAUUACAGGAAUUACAACAGUUUUCCGCAAGCACCAUUAUAACAAUAUCCCCCAAAUGCAAACAUGCACCAGAUAUGUACACCGCCUUCCGCUACUCCAUACAAGCAGCAAACUACAUGGACAUCCAUGCUGUCACCUAUACCCCAAAACAAUGGACACAACAACAUGUCUAGCUGCGAUACGAUAAUGAUAAUACGAUAAUACGAUAAUGAAGCGAUGAAACCUUUCCCGAAUUAUCGUUGCCCUUGGAUGGCAUAUCGUAUGGGAACUCGAUCGCCAUACGAUCGUUUGUCGAUAUAAUCGUUCAUCGCACAACAAGCGAAAUCGCCUCGUGUAUGGCCACCUUUAGUCUGUACCAGACAAUCAGUCAUUAAGUGUCAGUCAAUUACCAGACUAUCAGAACUAAAGUCACGUGAAUGUAAAGACCAGACAAAAUACAAAUAUAGGCCCAUAGAUUAGUUUUUAAAAUCCUCUGGUUGAUAUAUUUUUGAAUCAUCAAGGUUAAAAUUUCUAAAAAACAGUGUAUAAUCAGAAGAGGCUUUUCAACUCUGUGCCUUAACGUCUAUGUAGCGGGCUCGGCUGAUAGAGGGACAGGUGACCAUUAUUUCUAAGUCUUCUGCUCUCUAGAUAUUUUCCUGCUCUCUGUCUAGGCUAUAAUUUAGUGGGCCAGCCUGACUUUCUCACAGUACUUUUAUUUUUGAUAGGUUUGUUGGUUCCUCUGUUAUCUUCAAGGAAACACAUGUCAUAUUUAUCAGUGUAUUUUUCUUGAAAGUGAUGAAGGUGCAACUUCAGAUUGGCUGUGGAGAAGCUUAGCAAUAUUGCAAUUGCUACACCCGCUAUAUAUAUAUACAGGUAUAGGACCCGUUAUCCAGAAUGCUCGGGACCAAGGGUAUUCCGGAUAA